AUGAUGUUUCCAACGCAGGAAGCAGAUGCUCGUGCUGAAACUAAAGUGGCUGAUCAACCUGUAGCACAUUGGCGUUCAAAACUCACCAUCAAUAUUCUGGCUGACAACUUCACUUUCGAUGGAUCUGCACUUCCUGCUGAUGUACAUAGAUAUAUGAAGCUGAUGCAGCAUGGAAAGACUAUGCAGUAUCUUCCUAUUCUGUUUGUCGAUGAGCUAAGCAACCGAGUGAGAGACUUGAGGACUAUAAAUGCUACAUCGAUUACAUUGCCUCUUACAGUUUGUUAUGAUGCAAUAUCUCUUGGAAAGCUAAGGUUUUGGACCCAUAUGCAAGAGGCUGUCUAUUCAUUGCAACGGUUUGGUUUCACAGAAAAAGAUGUUGAUGAAGUUAAAGGGAUCUUUGUGGACACCAACCUCUACUUUUUAGCUUUAACGUUCUUUGUUGCAGCAUUCCACCUCCUGUUUGAUUUCUUGGCUUUUAAGAAUGAUAUUACCUUUUGGAGGCGAAAGAAAAGCAUGGUUGGCAUGUCAACAAAAGCAGUUCUUUGGCGAUGUUUUAGUACCAUUGUUGUAUUUCUUUUCCUUUUGGAUGAACAGACCAGUUUAUUAGUCCUUAUUCCAGCUGGCAUUGGUGCAAUCAUAGAGGUCUGGAAAGUUAAGAAAGCCUUUAAGAUGAUGGUUAAAUGGUAUGGCUUAAGACCAGUAUUUCAGUUUGGAACAUUUGAUGAAUCUGAAAAAAAGACUGAAGAAUAUGAUACUCAGGCAAUGAAGUACUUGUCCUACAUACUUUAUCCACUUUGUUUUGGUGGAGCAGUAUACUCCCUAUUAAAUAUAAAGUACAAAAGUUGGUACUCAUGGUUGAUAAAUAGUUUAGUUAAUGGUGUUUAUGCUUUUGGAUUCCUGUUUAUGCUGCCUCAACUGUUUGUCAAUUAUAAGUUGAAAUCUGUGGCACAUUUACCGUGGAAGGCCUUUAUGUAUAAAGCAUUCAACACCUUUAUUGAUGAUGUCUUUGCUUUCAUCAUCACCAUGCCAACGUCGCACAGACUAGCUUGCUUCAGAGAUGAUGUAGUUUUUCUUGUUUACCUCUACCAGAGAUGGCUUUACCCAGUGGAUAAAACCAGGACUAAUGAAUUUGGUGAAUCAUAUGAUGAAAAGGAGACUGUGAAGAAACUGCAUAAAGAGUGAUAGACUGGGCUUUCUCUGCACCCAGCUGCCAGCAUCUCUUAAACCUCUGCUACCUGCAGCGCAGCCACUUCUUUGUUGAUCUUUUCCUGCUUGUGACUGCAGUAUGGAUAUAUUUCCAGCCGUGCCAAUCUUUCUGGAUUUAUAAUUCUGAGUCAUAACUCACUGGAGUUAAACAGUAUUACUCUUAUAAAGAAGAUAGAGAUUGUAAACUAUAAUAUUGCUGUUUGACAGCACCAUUCAAGUUUGUAACUUAAUAUAACUUGUUUCAUGGGUCCAAGCCUUUGAGGUGUUAAGUGUUCAGAACUGUGCAUAAAGUUGGUCAAGGGCAACUUACAACUUCACUGAAGGACUUAAGUAUUUAAACAUUCUCUUUCACUACCCUUCCUAGCUUGCUUUUAUUCUACAAAUACUUUGCAAACUUUGUUUUAUGAAUGCACGUUAUGGCCUUUACAAUCUGCCUAACUUACAGUGACUCUAUGUCAUUGUUUUUGUGUGACAAUGGUUAUUCCUGGAGUUGCAGUUCUGCAUUCCAUUCAUAGUGUCAGUAAGCUUGUGAUUUGGCCAAAUGAAUCAUUGAAACAAUUUGAAAAUAAUCCAAGUUAGUACAGAAAGGAAUUUGCUUUUCCACUUUCAGUUCAGAUAUUAAACCUGGCCACAAGAUCGGUUUGUACAGGGUACAAAUCUUAUUUUUCCAUUAAAAUAGUUGAGGUAAUAGGACAACUUUAAUUUGUUGAACUGCAUUCUCGAAACAUUAAAAUCAAACCAAUACAACACUUCCCUUACCACAGCAAUAUAGUUUUGAUUCAAUUCAGAAAAAAGUCAUUUUUGACAAACAAAAUUAAAAUGGAUAUGAUAAGGAAAGAAAUGAUAAGGUCUUUUGUAUAAACGUUUAACAAUAUUUUAAUUUGGCUGUUUAGAACUUUGAUUUAUUUUGGCCAAGGGUUGUUCACUUCAGGCUGGUGAAAGUAAGCACUGGCUGUUUUAGUUGAAAAAGAUUCUAUGCUCUGUUGAUUCAAUAAUUGAUAUUGCUGACUAAUUUAUUAAGCAGUGCUUUAUCUAGGUUUUUCUGACUAUUCGUAAAAUUUGCUUUGAUUUACUGAACAGCUGCAAUGAUCUCUUGAUUGAAUGUGCAUUCCUUUCUUUUUUGUGAUUUGGUUAUGAAGUUAUUUUUUUAAAAAUACUCAUCCAAAGUGUUCUGUGCAACUUUUGUAGAUGUGUGGUGGAUGCAACCUUUUCCAAAUUUGUUGGUACUAGUCACCUAAUUUUUUACAGCAAUAGUUGAUCUUUUGUAAAUCCCAAAGCUUAAGUGCUCAAGAGUACGAAGUAUGUUUUAACUUGUCUUUAUUAACAGCACAUAGGCUGUGAAAGUUUUCUCUUAAAUUAGUGAAAUUGCAUCAUUUGCAGUCGUCUCUUGACCAACUAGAGUGACAGAUAUAGACUGCUCGCUAUCCUGGCUGUGUUUUUCUGAUCUAGUUGGCAGAAUUAAAAUGGAGUAAUCCUAGUACCAGCUAAACUGUCACUUUUAAUAAAGAUUGGCUUCAAACAGGUAAUGGCAGAAUGGGUGUACAAUAGUUUACAUAGAAAGCCUCAAAUCCCAGGAUGUGGUGUCAAUAAUGAAUGUGUCUUCUGAAUCAGUCCAAAACCUGGUAUGUUGAAUAUCUUGAUCUGCUGAGAAACUGCCGAUAAUAUGGAAUUGUCAAAGAUAAAAACAAAUUGCACUCCAAGACCUGUGUAAUAAAUAAAUUCUGCAUAUUAUCUGA
Molecule: messenger RNA, 2942 nt
Organism: Rhincodon typus (whale shark)
Lineage: Eukaryota; Metazoa; Chordata; Chondrichthyes; Orectolobiformes; Rhincodontidae
Gene: clptm1l
Product: CLPTM1 like
Exons: 15
Coding region: 1-1182 (393 amino acids)
Cellular component (GO): membrane; endomembrane system
Source: RefSeq, a predicted model, not a curated record